Molecule: messenger RNA, 294 nt
Organism: Suillus discolor
Lineage: Eukaryota; Fungi; Basidiomycota; Agaricomycetes; Boletales; Suillaceae
Exons: 2
Coding region: 1-294 (97 amino acids)
Source: RefSeq, a predicted model, not a curated record
AUGCGCACUACUGCCCUCGUCGCUAAUGCCAACACCAUCGCACCACCCGAUAUAUGGUUUGCAGACACAACAGACACCGUUGCCGGCGGGUGGGGCGCAACGGGCGAUACCGGAAAGCCGCACAAUCCACAUGAGAACGAUAUCGUCGUGGUCUUAGAGCCUACCAUCGUGCGCGAGGAAAAUGAAGCGCCGAAGAAAUCUAACGGAACACACGGAAAGAAAGCCAAAGGCCCUCUGGAUGAACUUUCGGGCAUCUUCCCAAGUUAUUUCGUGUCCAGGGAGCACGCGAAGUAG